This is a messenger RNA of Cannabis sativa, 1607 nucleotides long. RefSeq lists its product as uncharacterized. Gene Ontology annotation, cellular component: cytoplasm; nucleus; protein phosphatase 4 complex. The coding region runs from base 141 to 1256 and encodes 371 amino acids. The transcript is spliced from 8 exons. The record is from RefSeq and is a predicted model, not a curated record. Gene Ontology annotation, biological process: protein dephosphorylation. NCBI's taxonomy places the organism in Eukaryota, Viridiplantae, Streptophyta, Magnoliopsida, Rosales, Cannabaceae. Gene Ontology annotation, molecular function: protein phosphatase regulator activity.
UAAUGAAUGCCCUCCCAAUUUUAUUUGAGUUUUGUGUGAGCACAUAUCAUAUCUGCAAGUAACACUAAACGAAAGAUCUCACUCUCCUUCUUCACCUCUUUCACUCUCCGCUCCAAUCCAAGAGGGUAUUAUCAGUAUCAAUGGAGGUGCAAUCGAAUGAUGAUGAUAUGCUUCAAAAGCCACUAAGUCCCCCCAUUGAUACUCAUCAAAAUGAUGAUAUGAUGCAAAAGCCACCAAGUCCUCCCUCCAUUGAUACUAAUCAAAAUCAGGAUAUGCUGGAAAAGCCACCAAGUCCCCCCAUUGAUACUCAUCAAAAUCAGGAUAUGCUGCUAAAGCCACCAAGUCCCCCAAUUGAUACCCAUCAAAAUGAUGAUAUGCUGCAAAAGCCACCAAGUCCUCCCCCCAUUGUUACUCAUCAAAAUCAGGAUAUGCUGCAAAAGCCACCAAGUCCUCCCCCCAUUGAUACCCAUCAAAAUGAAGAUAUGCUGCAAAAGCCACCAAGUUCCUUCAUUGAUACCCAUCAAAAUGAAGAUAUGCUGCAAAAGCCACCAAGUCCCUUCAUUGAUACCCAUCAAGAUCAGGAUACUGUGGUUCCUGAUGUGCUGAAUCAUAGAGAGGAAGAAGAGCCACCGAAGCUUGAGAUUACUAAAAAUGAAGCUAGAGCCAUACUUGAAGUUAUUGCAUCCACUGGGAAGUUCUGGCAUGAGUGGGACAAGUUAAAGGCUACCUUAUCCUUUCAGCUGAAGCAGGUUUUGUUGGAGUAUCCUGAGGCGAAAAUGACAAUUGAAGAGCAAAAUGCUUCUCUAAGAGAAACAUUCACCGAGCUGGUAAAAAGGUUGGAUGAAGCUCUCCAUAGCUUUGAUCAAGGUCCCCCAUUUACUCUUCAGAGGCUGUGUGAGAUCCUCUUGAAUGCCCGGGGCAUUUAUCCGAAUCUCUCCAAGCUUGCACUAGCACUCGAAAAGAAUCUCCUAGUGACAUCUAUGCUUACAAUCUCCACCGAUCCAUAUCCUCAACCAAAGGCGAUAUUGAUAGAGCCAAUCGAACCAGAAAAGGCUAGUGAAGAACCACCGAAAAUGGAAUCUGAUUCUACUGCUGCUGCCCCACAAAAUGGGGUAGAAGACUCGAGUGGUGAUAAAGAUGAAGUAAUGACAGAGGUAGAUGAAGCUGAUACAGUUGACAACAUGACCAUCGACAUGGAAGCCUUGGAGAGUUUUGUUGAAUCUACCGAAACAAACACCGCACCCCCGAACUCAUAAUUCUUAGUUUCCAUUACUCUGGCUCGAAUAUUUUAUUAAUUCUAGGCGCUUAACGAUCGGUACAGCAAUACAAGGUAUUCAUAUAAGAUGGCAAAUUUUUUAUGGAUAUUUAUUUCUUCUAUGGCCAUCUACUUGUACAAUUCAAGUUCAUUAACUUGAGGAGGAUCCAUUUGGUUUCCUUAAAACAUUUUUUAUUUUGUGUUAAUUUUUAACAAUUAGUUUUGCGUUUUAUGUAACUAUAUAUAUAUAUAUAUAUCUCUAUGUUUAGAGGCUAUAUAUAAAGCUAAAAUCUUGGUGUUGAGGAGAUAUGAUUUUAGAAGUUUCAAACUUGUGAAGCAAGUAAAUUUGCAA